GGCCUUGGAGGCGCGACAGUAUCAACCCCAACAUAUUCGCCUUCUUCCCUGUCCUUUUUGCACCCGGUCGACUUCUUGACUGAAGUCCUUUUCCUGUACUACUAAUCGAUAUGUUGUCUCGUUCCGUGGCCCGAUUGCAGCAUCCUGGCUUGAGGAUAGCUUCAACGCAAACGCCACGAAUAGCGUCAUCUGUAUGGACUCGAUCCAUGGCGCGCAACAACAAGCCAAACAACCAGAACAAACCGCAAGGAUCGACAGCAAAAUCUGGGCAUCAACCACGUCCGCCUCCGCCGCCGGCUGGCGCAUUCAAAACACCACAGAGUAGCCAUAGAGGGGGGGAAGUAGCUGCGGGGGGAGCACCUAAUGCCACUUCCAAAACAGACGCAGAAUCCGCGUACUCAGAAAAACAAGAAGAAUUCGAGACCGUAGCCACUCCUUCCGAAUCGCAGUCUGCCAUUGAUGCAGCAGAGACCGAGGCGCAUCAACGACCUCUUCCAGAUCUGACCCAGGGCAUUCCCUCCACUCUGGAGUAUGAGACCAUUGAUAGCACCGGCAAAAAGAACCUCCCAGCAUUCGACUUGACGGAAGCUUCAGAAGAUGGGCCAGGUGGACGGGGCCGGGGAGAGCUACCAGCAUCUGCAUACAUGACCUCUGCCGAGAAGAAGCGCUUGAGAAUGGCCAACUACAUGUACGCCGCAUUUGCGGCUGCCGUCGUUGCGGGGACUGUGUACUUGGGGAGGAAUUGGGAUACAGAGGAAGAGGCAGUCAAGCACGCAACCGAGGCCCCUUCAGGGUGGAGUCUGGUUCUGAUGUGGGCUCGUGCGAGGGCUCGUCUUUCCGACCAACUCAAUUACUACAGCGAACCCGCAUUCCCAAAACUCCUUCCUGAUCCCGACCCAGUGUUCGAAAGACCAUACACAUUGGUGUUAAGUUUGGAAGAUCUCUUGAUUCACAGUGAAUGGACUCGGGAGCAUGGGUGGAGAAUGGCAAAACGUCCUGGAGUUGAUUAUUUCCUGCGUUAUCUGAGCCAGUAUUUCGAGAUAGUUGUUUGGACGAGUCAACCAAUGGGAAUGGCCGAGCAGGUUGUCCGAAAAUUUGAUCCAUUCCAUAUAAUUACGUGGCCACUCUUCCGUGAAGCCACACUUUAUGAGAAUGGAGAAUAUAUCAAGGUAUGAAGUACGUUUUCUCAAAUUUGGAUCUGUAGCUAAUCUAACCAGGAUAUCUCGUAUCUCAAUCGUGAUCUUUCAAAAGUAAUUGUCGUCGACACUAAAGCCGCACACGUCAAGAAUCAACCUGAAAAUGCUAUAGUACUCAAGCCAUGGCAAGGACAAGUCGGGGACAAAGAUCUUGUCGGCUUAAUCCCAUUCCUUGAAUACAUCCACACAAUGAACUACCAAGACGUCCGCAAAGCCCUCAAGUCCUUCGAGGGUAAACACAUCCCCACCGAAUUUGCCAGACGUGAAGCCAUCGCGCGACAAAAAUUCCAGCUGGAGCUCGCCGAGGAGCGAAAAAAGCGACCCAAGCACAGUGGUGCAGGAUUCCUCGCCAGCGCAUUGGGAAUCAAGCCCGCUGGGGCCAUGAUGAUGGAUCCUAACGACAUUACCCCCGCCGAAGCCUUUGCGCAAGGGAAGAUGCUUCAGGAUCUGGCGAGGGAACGCGGACAGCGGAAUUACGAGGCGCUGGAAAAGGAGAUCCGGGAGAAUGGGGAGAAGUGGUUAAAAGAGGAGGCGGCGCAGGAGGAGAAGAUGCGAGAGGAGGGCAUGAAACAGAUGAAGACUGGUUUCUUGGGAUACUUCGGGGGUGCUUCUCCUGAAGCGUCAAAGUAAUUGUGUUUUGGGAGGUUCUACAAGUAACAACUUACUAAUUCUCAGAAACGGAUGAAUGGGGGUUUGCUUGGAAGGGGGUUUGCUUGGAAGGGGGUUUGCUUUGGAGGGGGCUUGUGUAUAUUACUUUACUUCUCUCUCUCACCGUUUGGGAAGGAAGGGAUGCCCUUCUGUAUUUGGAGCGUCUUUUCAGUCUGUCAGCGAGCUGGGAAUCUUUUUCUCUUGGGUCUUGGAACUGCGGAUAUUCUCUCUUCUCUACACAAAAGGACAGGACGGUUGGGUUUCGAUUUUUUGAUGCAGCCGGCGUAGGGGCGUUGGAUGGUUGAUUGCAUGGAUGACUGGAGGGGUUUGCUUGUAGGUAUAGAGAGGAAAGGAGGGGUGUAUGAUAAUAUGAUAUUGUGUUUAUGAUAAUACUUUUUUCGAAAAUUUUGACUUCUCCG
Molecule: messenger RNA, 2263 nt
Organism: Hymenoscyphus albidus
Lineage: Eukaryota; Fungi; Ascomycota; Leotiomycetes; Helotiales; Helotiaceae
Source: the annotation of a GenBank genome assembly